AUGACCGACAUCCACCCCUUCACGCUUUCCAUCCCGGACGCCCGCUUGCAGCACCUGCAAGAAAAACUUGCCCUCGCGACGUUCCCCGACGAGCUCGAAGACGCAGGCUGGGAGCAUGGCGCGCCACUAGCCGACAUCAAGCGGCUCGUCCACCACUGGCGCACAACCUAUGACUGGCGGCGCCACGAAGCGUCUAUAAACGCCUUGCCCAACUACGAGACACCCAUUGACGUUGACGGUUUCGGUCACAUCGACAUUCACUUCGUGCACCAGGUCUCGCCGAACGCGAAUGCCAUCCCGGUGCUCUUCGUGCACGGUUGGCCGGGACACUUCUUGGAAGUCGCGAAACUGCUCCCGCUGUUCAGGGACAGCGAGAAGAAUGGCGGACCUGCAUUCCACGUUGUUGCGCCGUCGCUGACGAACUUUGGCUUCUCAGGAGUGGUGAAGAAGAAGGGGUUUGGCAUGAAGCAGUAUGCUGAGACGUGCCACAAGCUGAUGAUCAAGUUGGGGUAUGAGCAGUAUGUGAGCCAGGGCGGGGAUUGGGGCACGUUUAUCACACGGACGAUGGCGAUGCUGUAUCCAGAGGCGCUGAAGGCGACGCACAUCAACAUGGUGGCUUGUCCGCCGCCUUAUAAGAACCCGCUUGCAUUGCUAACGCUAGGAUUCAAGUAUCUCACAGGCACGUUUAGUGCGGAUGAAAAAGCGGGUUUCGAGCGCACGCAGUGGUUCCAGGACCAUGGGUUUGGCUACUUCAAGAUUCAGAGCACGAAGCCGCAGACGGUGGGAUAUGCGUUAAAUGAUAGCCCUGUGGCGCUUCUGGCGUGGAUAUAUGAGAAAUUGCACGAUUGGACUGACAGCUAUCCCUGGACGGACGAUGAGAUCCUGGAUUGGAUUAGUGUGUAUUGGUGGAGUCGAGCUGGGCCCGCAGCUAGCGUGAGAAUUUACUACGAGGCGUUGAAAGGAGAGUACACCACCGAGAGGACGUACAAGACGUGGAUACCGAAUGUGAAGCUGGGCUUAGGCUACUUCCCGAAAGAGCUCGCGUUGCUUCCGAAGAGCUGGGCGCAGUCUUUGGGGCCAAUUGCAUUCGCGUCCGAGCACAAGAGUGGUGGUCACUUUGCGGCAUUCGAAAAUCCCGAGGGAAUCGUAGGUGACAUGAGGUUGAUGUUCGGAAAGGGCGGCGGCGCAUCCGGUGUUGUUGAGAACAAGCACGGCUACUAG
Messenger RNA from Paraphaeosphaeria sporulosa, 1221 nucleotides. RefSeq names its product alpha/beta-hydrolase. The coding region runs from base 1 to 1221 and encodes 406 amino acids. Gene Ontology annotation, biological process: epoxide metabolic process. The record is from RefSeq and is a predicted model, not a curated record. The transcript has 2 exons. Gene Ontology annotation, molecular function: epoxide hydrolase activity. NCBI's taxonomy places the organism in Eukaryota, Fungi, Ascomycota, Dothideomycetes, Pleosporales, Didymosphaeriaceae.